AUGGACGAGCAAGCACUGGCCAAGCGCGUCAAGGCGUUGAACAAGGCUGUCGCCUCCGACCCGCCGUCCGUUGUCAUCGGCUUGCUCGAGGAGCUGAAGAAGGAGAAGGCGCCGACCGAGGAGCAGCUUCGUUCCACCAAGGCAGGUGUCGCGGUCGGCAAACUGCGGCACAAUCCGAACAAGGAUAUUGGUCGGCUGGCCAGUGAGAUCGUCUCGAAGUGGAGGAAGAAUGUGGAUGCGGCCAAGGACGCGAAGAAGCGCAAGCUCGAGCAGAGCAAGUCGCCGACUCCCAAGGACUCGCCCGCACGCCCGUCUUCCUCCUACAGCACCCCGUACGAAGGCGACCCGGAGAAGCGGCACUUCAGGGUCGACAAGGUCGACAUUGCACGGACAGGCAACAAAACGCGCGACGGUAGUAUCGGAGUGCUGUACAACGGCCUGGCAUAUCGCGCGACAGAGUCGAUCGAGGAGGUACUGCAGUGCGCCAUGCAGGUGGAGGCGGCGGCCUACGCCGUGUACAAGGACACGCCCGACUAUCGCAACAAGAUCCGGGGUCUCAUGACAAGCCUCAAGCGCAAGGACAAUCCCGAGCUUGGCCGGCGGGUGCUCGGGGGCGAGAUCACGCCUGAGAAAUUUGUCGUCAUGACAGACGACGAGCUGGCCUCGGAAGCCCAACGUGCCCGUGACCGGGAGCUGGAGCGUGAGAACAUGCUCAAGGCACAGGUGCCCAUGGCCGAAAAGUCAAUCAGCGAUUCCCUGCAGUGCAGCAAAUGCAAGCAGAAGAAGGUUUCGUACAGCCAGGCCCAGACCCGCUCGGCUGAUGAGCCGAUGACAACAUUCUGCGAGUGCACCGUUUGCGGGCACCGCUGGAAGUUCUCGUAAUAGAGAGACCUGGAGCCUCUUUUCCUUCUUGCUCUUAACUUCUCUGGCUUACCUCUUGUGUUCUCCUUUUCUUUUUUCUUCUUCUUCCAUAAUUCUGUUACUACGAGGCGCAAUUCAUGGCUGGGUUACGCCAAUCGGGAGGGGCAGCAUUGGGUGAUUCCUGGCAUCAUGGGCGUGCCCCUAAUUGGCGGGGCUCUGAGCAGGGUCAUUACUUACCGCCAGUACCGUCGCGGGCAGUGAAUGUAGAGGCAGGGCGUUUGAACAAGCCGCAUUCGCCUCUAAGAUCUGUUUGAUGAUUUCCUCGGGUUGUGCUUGGGUGGCCGGAGCAUUCGGGAGUUUAGGGAAAGGAACGUUUUGUGUGCUCGUCUGUGCAAUAACCAAAUGCAGCGGGAUGUUGCGCUGCGCUCGUUGAGAGUAGGGAUUCUACCCCUAAUUCUAGAGAAGCAAGCAAGACAGCCUGUAUCAUAGAUGGGAGGGGCAAG
Chaetomium strumarium is the source of this 1364-nucleotide messenger RNA. Its product is annotated as transcription elongation factor S-II. The record is from RefSeq and is a predicted model, not a curated record. Gene Ontology annotation, molecular function: RNA polymerase II transcription regulatory region sequence-specific DNA binding; zinc ion binding. Gene Ontology annotation, cellular component: nucleus. NCBI's taxonomy places the organism in Eukaryota, Fungi, Ascomycota, Sordariomycetes, Sordariales, Chaetomiaceae. The transcript has 3 exons. The coding region runs from base 1 to 882 and encodes 293 amino acids. Gene Ontology annotation, biological process: regulation of mRNA 3'-end processing; transcription elongation by RNA polymerase I; DNA-templated transcription.